Ochotona curzoniae (black-lipped pika) is the source of this 4420-nucleotide messenger RNA. It is a transcript of the gene NUS1, whose product is annotated as NUS1 dehydrodolichyl diphosphate synthase subunit. Gene Ontology annotation, cellular component: dehydrodolichyl diphosphate synthase complex; endoplasmic reticulum membrane. Lineage: Eukaryota; Metazoa; Chordata; Mammalia; Lagomorpha; Ochotonidae. Gene Ontology annotation, molecular function: ditrans,polycis-polyprenyl diphosphate synthase [(2E,6E)-farnesyl diphosphate specific] activity. Bases 212 to 1093 code for a protein of 293 amino acids. The record is from RefSeq and is a predicted model, not a curated record. The transcript has 5 exons.
ACCGUCCAUGUACUCGUGGGAGCGGGGCUGCCGCGGGAGGAGGAAGAUGGCGGCGGGGGCGAGGUGAGGUGUUGGCAGCGGAGAGGGGUCCGGGCUCGGGGGUGGGGGGACGCGCAGCGAUGGCCCGCGCCGGUCGCCGGGACGGAUAAGACGCCGUGGCGCCGCGGGUGCGGGCGGGAGGGAGGGGAAGGGGCCCGAGCGCCGCAGGAGUAUGACGGGGCUGUACGAGCUGGUGUGGCGGGUGCUGCACGCGCUGCUCUGCCUGCACCGCACGCUCGCGUCCUGGCUCCGCGUUCGCUUCGGCACCUGGCACUGGAUCUGGCGGCGCUGCUGUCGCGCCGCCACCGCCGCGGUCCUAGCGCCGCUCGGCUUCACGCUCCGCAAGCGCCCCGCCGGCGGCAGACAGCGCCGGCACCUGCGGGCCCCGCGCGGGACGCCGCGUCCGGCCGCCGCCCACCCCCGGCUGCGCUGGCGCGCCGACGGCCGGGCCCUGGACAAGCUGCCGGUGCACAUGGGCUUGGUGGUCACCGAGGAGGAACAGGAGCCCAGCUUCACGGACAUCGCGAGCCUCGUGGUGUGGUGCAUGGCCGUGGGCAUCUCCUACAUCAGCGUCUACGACCACCAAGGUAUUUUCAAAAGAAAUAAUUCCAGACUGAUGGAUGAAAUUUUAAAACAACAGCAGGAACUUCUGGGCCUGGAUUGUUCCAAAUACUCACCAGAAUUUGCAAAUAGUAAUGACAAAGAUGAUCAAGUUUUAAAUUGCCAUUCAGCAGUGAAGGUGCUGUCUCCAGAAGAUGGAAAAGCAGAUAUCGUGAGAGCUGCUCAGGACUUUUGCCAGUUAGUAGCCCAGCAGCAAAAGAAAUCCACAGAUUUGGAUGUAGAUAUGUUAGACAGUUUACUUAGUUCAAAUGGUUUCCCUGAUCCUGAUUUAGUGUUGAAGUUUGGUCCUGUGGACAGCACAUUAGGCUUUCUUCCCUGGCACAUCAGAUUGACUGAGAUUAUCUCUUUGCCUUCCCACCUAAACAUCAGUUAUGAGGACUUUUUCUCUGCUCUUCGUCAAUAUGCAGCCUGCGAACAACGUCUGGGGAAGUAGUUGUCCCCGAUUGUGUAAUAGGACUUCAGGCCUUUGGAGAAAAGGACCCAAGUGACUCUGAUGUUUACAGAACAUUCACGAAAUCCUAUACGCACCUAGUUCAUACCCUCAUAAUUUAUCAACAAAUACAAAAAGUGUCUUACUUGAGAAUGAGUGAGUGUGCGCGUGUGUGUGUGUGCGUGCGUGCACGAGUGUAUGUAUGGAAAUAAACUUAUAAAUGGGGGAAGUAUUGGAGAAGGAAAUACAAGACCUGCAACUUUGAGCAAAUAGCAAUGAUGUUUUAGGAACUGGAAUUCCAGACGUGAGGACUUCAGCCUCUACUACUCCCCUGUUUUUGUGGGGAACGGUGAGGGUGAUUAGAAUAGUCUUGGUUGUUAAGAAAAGUGUCAUUUUUGCUCAAUAUUUCCUAGUGACCAAACUUUUUAAUUUUAAUACUGAUAUGUUGAUUUUAUGAAGUAGAAGUGUUCCAAAUUUGAGAGUACUUCAGAGGAAUGGAGUCCUCUGUUGCUGACAUGAUAAAACCUUUCUCACCUUCAAAGCGGAGGGAAUACCUACGUUCAUAUAUCCGUCCAUUUUCAUUUCUUUCUUCAUUAUCAGACAGCGCGACCUAAGAGUGUCCUGUGGCGUCUGUUAUCCGAUGUCUGAGUUGUGAAGAUCAUUUGAAACAGAACUCCACAUAUAUACUGAAAAAUACAAAACUUUAGGCCUUCAAAUAUUUAACUAGGCAAUCUAAAAAGCUGAAUAAGUUGUAAUAUUACAGUGAAGAUAGAAAAUUUUCUUAAAAAUGAAAGCAAUUUUGAUUUCCUUUUUUUGUUGACAGGUAGCAUUUGAACUAGCACCCCAGAGCUAGUUUUAAAAGUAUUUCCAUUAGCUUUUUUAUUUAAAAUAAGCAUUUGAGGAAAGUUAUGAAGCAGCUCUUUUCCUCAAAAGUAACCUAUUUCUCUGUGGAAUAACACUCAGAAUUUUAUUCAGUAAAUCCCAAUGGUGACUUUGCAUAAAAGACCUUUAAAUAGCAUUGAGACCUACAUGGGGAAGAAAAUAUUACCAAAGUCUACAAAAAUAGCUUACUAUUGCACAUUGUCUUAUAAUAGAGAACAGCACUGGUUCUGUUGUUUCUGAAAUGAAUAAAUGAUUUCUUGAUCGGUGUUUAAUAUUUCUCCCUCACUGCUGAUUCCCAGUGAGAAAUCACUAUUUGCAUUUGGUUUACUCUUCAGAAAACUCUCUUGUCAGCACAUGUGCAACUGAUUUUCCAAAAUUGUACAUUUUGAAUGGAGUAGUAUAAAUGCAAGGUCUCUGAAAUCUAAAAAAGUAGCAAAGAAGACUGGAAUUUGGAAGCAUGGUCUGGAUUUGCUUGAAUUCUAAAACUAUGAAGAAUACAUAUUUCAAGUUUAUAUUACAGAACCCCAUUUAUGAUUUUAAGAAUACACUUGAAAUAAAAGUGAUUAAACUGAAUUUUGGUCCAGUGAUGUUACUUUAUAUUUCAUAGUCUUUUUUUUUUUACACUGUAAGACCUUUUUUAAAUUCUUAAUUUAUUGCAAAAGUUUUGUGUAAAGCUACAGCAUAUCUAAACUUUGUCAGAAAUGUUUUUAUUUCUGUUCCCCUAGAUUGUGGUCCAUCACGUAUUGGUAUAUAUAUAUACAUAUAUAUUAGUUUAGUUUAAGGCUGAGUUUAUGUGUUCUGUAAAACAUGAUAGAUAUUAAUGUUUCGUAAACAUUCUGGAAUUUAUGCAACUUUAAUGAAUUAAGUUUAGUGGGGCUAAUUGAAGUGAAAGGGUUUUAAUAUUUAUCAAAACUAAAUUUUUAGUCAAAUGAAUUAUUGGGUUAUAGUGCAAGUUUCUAAAGGUUUAUAGGAUAUAGUACAUGUUUCUAAAACAUGUUCUUUCAUAACAUUAUAGACAUUCAGGUACAUCAAUAGCCCUGGUUCUGAGUCUCGUUGCCCUAGAACAAGACCCUAAAACAAUUUGCUGUGGGUUCUGAAUUCAAACCUAGGUGUUUCAAAACCUUUUCCUAUGGGCACAGCUGCCAGUACAAUCUGCUGUUGGAACGGCCUUGGUCAUUCUACAGUUCUUGCCGAAUCAUCACAGACUUCAUUGUCAAGCCUCCCUUUGCACUCUUCAGAAGAACUGAUGAUUUUCAAGAGAAGCGUUGUAUCUUCUUGUGUACUGGAGGAUGUUGUCGUAAAUGGUUCCUUCUCGACAAUCCCCACAAUGGACAAAUCACCAGGUUAUACCUAUUCUGUGUUUGGCAGCUUGUUGUGUAGCAGGAGGUUGGAGGGUUUGAACUUCUUUCCAAUUCUGGUUGUAUUGCAUUGCUUAAAAUUAAUUGAAUACUGUUUAGAAAGUUUAAAGGCUGGCUUUUAAUGUGAAUAACAAAUUCUGGCAUAUUGUGACUAAGACAAGAGUGCCCAUUUCUGAGAGGAAAACAUUAAUGAACAGUGCCAAAAUCACUGUGGAUGACUAUAAUCUCUGAAUGUAUAUUAAUUAAUUCCCUAUUUCUGUGUGAUGGUACCAUGCAUAGAGUCAGUAAAAUCCUUGUGAUAUUUUAUAUGGCUGUAGACUUUGGCAACAUGUAAAUAAUGUGUACAGUGAGUUUUUAUGAUUAAGGAAUAAACUUUACUGAGUUUUAUUGAAAAUUGAAAUAACAUGUAUGAACACAAAACAAUAAAAAUAUACUCUUUUCAUGGACUAUAGUAUUAUGUGAAUGCCACUUUUAUUCUGAACAUGUAGGGCCUGUGUUACUGUCAUGAAAACCUCCUGUGGGUAGACAGCAAUGCUGUGUUAUAGGUAGUAUACCCUUUUCACCGGCUUAAACAUACUUGAUACCCAUUUGCUUUUGUGAAGAUAAUAGUAGAAAGUUCAGUUUUGCCAUUAUAAUUGUCAAAAUUCUACACUAAUUAAAAUCUGAAUUGAUUUUCACUGCACACAAAAUUGCCAAAUUAACCAUGUAUGUAUGUAUUCCUUCAAAAUGCAUUUGUAGUUCCUCAAACUGGAAAAUUGAAAGAUAACAUGUGAUUUGUUUUAGGGUGCAAACAGUAAUCUAAGAGCACAUUUUAAAUGCCUCAACAUAAAUUACUAAGAAGUUUAGGACGGUCUGAAGUAAAGCCAAGGAAAUAAGAUUUGUGUGAAUAGUGGUCCCAGAUCCUUGCUGAUAGGCCAUAAACUGUAGUAAGAUCAAAAGAACAGAAAGAGCAAAAAGAAUUGGUUCAUGUUUUGAAAAAUACAUAUGCAAUAGAGGAAGGAGAUUCAGAAAAACAAAUUUAAGAAAACCUCAUUGAUUGUAUUUUUGCUGAACAGUCCUUACAGAUUUUUUUUUGUACUUGAAUUAUUUU